Molecule: messenger RNA, 2932 nt
Organism: Meriones unguiculatus (Mongolian gerbil)
Lineage: Eukaryota; Metazoa; Chordata; Mammalia; Rodentia; Muridae
Gene: Dqx1
Product: DEAQ-box RNA dependent ATPase 1
Exons: 11
Coding region: 142-2688 (848 amino acids)
Cellular component (GO): spliceosomal complex; intracellular anatomical structure
Molecular function (GO): RNA binding
Source: RefSeq, a predicted model, not a curated record
UUGGUUUCAAGUCCCAGAAUACCUUUCACGAGCACAAGCCGGUCACGUUCACACACGCUCAGCGUGGCAGCAGGAACCCGCUUUUCAUAGGUUCCUCUAGCUAAGUUAACCAAGGUGGAGCAAAAGGCCCCACCCCCAGAGAUGAAGCUACUGGAUUGGAUUUUGAGUUCAGUCUCGGGGUGGGGCUGGAAUUCACCUUUGUACUCCAGGCAGGCCAGGGUUGGUGGUGCCUGGCUAGGUGUGUCCAGAACUGGCUGCCAUCCUGACGCGUCUCAGAGCUGCUGGCAGGUUCUAUGGACAGCCACUAUGGCCUCUGGGCUGGCAGAAGAGUCUGAACCAAGUCUUGGGGAGUCUGAACUGGCUGUGAACCCCUUUGAUGGGCUCCCCUUCUCUUCUUGCUACUAUGAGCUACUUGAGCAGCGAAGAGCCUUGCCCAUCUGGGCUGCUCGCUUCCUGUUCUUGGAGCACUUGGAGAGUAGCCCCACUGGAGUGGUGCUGGUAUCUGGGGAGCCCGGCUCUGGCAAGAGCACCCAGGUGGAGGAAGAUUCUGGGAGUGAACAGAGGGCAGGGUUAAAUGCCUUUUCCUGGGUAAAGAAUGGGGAUGUGGGAGAGAUGACCGAAGGAAGCUGGGUUUGGCUGACCCCAGUGGGUAGUCAAGAUUCAGGGAUCCCAGUUCAACUGGCCAUAGUUCCAACAGCACUUUGGUCAGAAGUCCUCCGAUGCCCUGACCAAUGGUCCUUCCCUUUCUCUACCCAGAUUCCUCAAUGGUGUGCAGAGUUUGCACUAGCCAGGGGAUUCCAGACAGGCCAGGUUAUAGUCACUCAGCCCUACCCUCUGGCAGCCAUGAGCCUGGCUUCGAGGGUGGCUGAUGAGAUGGACCUGACCCUGGGUCAUGAGAUCGGAUACCGCAUCCCACAGGAGGACUGCACUGGGCCCAACACCGUGCUCAGGUUCUGCUGGGACAGGCUACUUUUACAGGAAGUAGCCUCAACCCGAGGCCCUGGAGCCUGGAGUGUGCUGAUACUGGAUGAGGUUCAGGAGCGGUCAGUGGCCUCAGAUUUACUGCAGGGGCUCUUGCGAGACACCAGACUGAGAGACCUUCCAGGGGAUCCCAGAGUGAUUGUGGUUACUGACCCAGCCCUUGAACCCAAACUCCAAGCUUUCUGGGGCAAUUCUCCUAUUGUGCGUGUACCCAGAGAGGCUGGUGAAAAUCCCACCCUUACCUACAAGGACACUGUCCCUACUGACCUAGUGGAGGCUGCCUGCCAAGCUGUGCUUGAGCUGUAUCGACGGGAAGAGGCUCCAGGAGAUGUGCUGGUAUACCUGCCCAGUGAGGAGGACAUCUCCCUAUGCUGCGAAACCUUGUCCAGGGAGUUGGGGGUGCCGGCUGUCCCGGGGCCUCCACCACGGAUACUGCCCCUUCACCCAGGCUGUGGGCAAGCCGUCCAGGCUGCGUAUGAGGACACAGGCAGGAGUGUCCAGAAGAUCGUGGUCACUCACUGGCUAGCAGACUUCUCCUUCUCUCUCCCUUCCAUCCGGCACGUCAUUGACUCAGGACGGGAACUUCGCAGUGUUUACAGUCCUCGGAUCCGGGCAGAAUCCCAGGUGUUGAGACCAAUUAGCAAGUGUCAGGCGGAGGCAAGACUACUUCGGGCCAGGGGAUCCCCACCAGGGUCCUGCCUCCGCCUGUACUCUAAGUCCAUCCUAGAGCUAGAGGCUCCCCCACUUCCCUACCCCAAAGUGUAUGAAGAGAAUCUGAGCUCCCUGGUGUUGCUACUAAUGAGGAAGCAGAUUGCAGAACCAGGGGAAUGCCACUUCCUGGACCGGCCUGCUCCAGAAGCACUGAUGCAGGCCGUGGAAGACUUAGACUAUCUGGCUGCUUUGGAUGACGAUGGGGAGCUGUCGGACCUGGGAAUCAUCUUGUCGGAAUUUCCCCUGCCCCCUGAGCUGGCCAAAGCCCUGCUGGCCUCGUGCGAGUUUAACUGUGUGGAUGAAAUGCUUACUCUCGCUGCCAUGCUUACUGCUGCUCCUGGGUUUUCCCGGCCUCCACAGUGUGCGGAAGAGGCUGCCUUGCGUCGGGCCCUGGAACACGCAGAUGGCGAUCACAGCUCUCUGAUUCAGGUCUACGAAGCCUUUGCACAAAGUGGAGCAGAUGAGGCGUGGUGCCAGGCUCGGGGUCUAAACUGGGCGGCGCUGUGCAGGGCCCGUCAACUCCGGGCAGAGCUCCUGGAACUCAUGCAGCGGAUUGAGCUCCCCCUGACCCAGCCAGCCUUUGGCUCCCAGCAGAACCGCAGAGACCUUCAGAGAGCUCUGCUGUCGGGAUUCUUCCUCAAGGUGGCCCGAGACACGGACGGAACUGGAAAUUACCUGCUUCUCACCCAUAAACACGUAGCCCAGCUGUCGUCAGACUGCUGCUACCGAAGCCGCAGGGCGCCAGCGCGGCCGCCUGCGUGGGUCCUCUACCACAGCUUCUCCAUAGCCAAACACAACUGCCUUUGCGUUGUCUCUGAGAUUCAACCUGAGAUCAGGCUGGUGGAGCUAGCCCCUCCCUACUUCCUGAGUAACUUGCCCCCUAGUGAGAGCAGAGACCUUCUGAACCAGCUGAGGGGAGCCGCAGAGGCAGAGCCAGCGGCAGAGCCUGAAGCACCGUCUCCCCAGGAGUAUGGAGACAGCUGUGUUGUGCAGUGAGCUGCCUAUGGACAGAGCCAACCCCACCACGUAGCCCCAGGGCACUCAGCCCGGCUAGAAACCCAGCGUGGGGUCAAGUAUACUCCUGGAACCCAAGAGCCAAGAACUGGUGGGAGGGGAGGGAAGGGGAGCCAUAGUCUGGGACUAGGCAGACCUUUCUUUUUCUAUCUAUGGGCAAGGGGGCAAACGUUGGGCCCCACACAACUUUGCACUCUCCUCGGGACAAUAAAAGACUUUUCUGGGA